Messenger RNA from Vigna umbellata (rice bean), 981 nucleotides. Lineage: Eukaryota; Viridiplantae; Streptophyta; Magnoliopsida; Fabales; Fabaceae. The record is from RefSeq and is a predicted model, not a curated record.
UUCUCCUCUCUUCCUCUACUACCCUUCUGUUUUCCUUUCUUCUCUUCUCAAACCCUUGCUGCUUCUGCAUUCUCCAGUUUCCUCUCAGAUGAACCUUCAUGUUUUACAUUAAUGUCUCCAGUCCUGAGUGAGAUCCUUCGUUCCGGGUUUAUGAUAAAUUCUUCCCUAAGACGCAGGACCCACUUAGUUCAAUCUUUCUCAGUUAUCUUCCUCUAUUGGUUCUAUGUUUUCUCAUAAUUAACCCUAACACCACCUUCCCUUUCAUUAUAUAUAUCACUACGUACUAUUAACAAUCUUUUUCCUUUCUCUUCUAAAUCAAUGGCCUCAUCCACCGGAACCUCUUCCACUUCACCCUCUCAGGACGAUCUCCACCUUCUCAUGGAACUGAGAAGAAAGAAGAGAAAGCAAUCCAACCGUGACUCCGCCAGAAGAUCAAGGAUGCGAAAGCAGAAGCACUUCGAUGAUCUCACCGAACAGCUCCAGAGUCUCCAGAAGGAAAAUGACCUUAUCUCGAACCAACUCAACCUCACCACCCAACACUAUCUCAAGCUCCACGCUCACAACUCCAUUCUCGUAGCCCAGAAGACCGAGCUCGCUCAAACCCUUCACUCCUUCAAUCACAUCAUCAAACUCAUCAACGAUACAAACCAUUAUUAUCAUCACCGUAACGAUAACAAAACCAACAAUAAUUUCAUCAUUCCCAUGCACGCGCCCUUCCUUAAUCACCCCAUUGUCGCCACUGCAGACAACAUGUGUCUGUGGUGAACACUCUCAUAAAUUAAGGUUCUUCUCUUUUGUUGUGUCGGGGUUGGAUUCGUUGCUGGUGUUCUGGGGCGAGGCAAUGUUUUUUAUAUGAUAUAUUAUUAUAUUAUCAGAGUGUCGGAAGUGUUGAAAAUAUCAUAUGGUGGCAUUGGCAGUGUUCUGCUGUUAUGGGUUUGCUUUUUAUAAAUGAAAAAAUGGUACCAAAAGGUGUUUCUCUCA